Messenger RNA from Menidia menidia (Atlantic silverside), 1520 nucleotides. The record is from the annotation of a GenBank genome assembly. Lineage: Eukaryota; Metazoa; Chordata; Actinopteri; Atheriniformes; Atherinopsidae.
AUGGAGCAUCCGCAGAGCGAAACUUCGCCCAGCGAGGAACUAAAUCAGGAAUACAGAGUUGAAGUUACGUCGAAGAAAAGAUUAACCGAGACGAUAAACAAAUGUAAAGAGAUUUUAAAGCGCGCUUUGGACGGACAGCCGGAGGUUGCAGAAGAGACGAAACGAGUUUUACUGGAGGAGCUGCUGGCGAACUUUGAGGCAGCUGUCCAGGUGAACGUGCUGGUGAAUGGGCAGCCGUGGGAGGACGCUCCAGAUUGGAGGACACAGUUGCAGUCGGACCCGGAAGCUACGUUUUUACUUCCGGUUCACGUCAAACGAACAAACUUGGCGGUAAAGAUGGAGCAUCCGCAGAGCGAAACUUCGCCCAGCGAGGAACCAAAUCAGGAUUACAGAAUUGAAGUUACGUCGAAGAAAAGAUUAACCGACACGAUAAACAAAUGUAAAGAGAUUUUAAAGCGCGCUUUGGACGGACAGCCGGAUGUUGCAGAAGAGACGAAACGAGUUUUACUGGAGGAGCUGCUGGCGAACUUUGAGGCAGCUGUCCAGGUCAACGUGCUGGUGAAUGGGCAGCCGUGGGAGGACGCUCCAGAUGUUGAAGACGAUGAGGCCGUGGAUCUGGACAGCCUGCUGGACGACACCAUCGUGGAGACCACCAGGAGGCGCCGCACCUACCCCAAAAAGAUCCUGCCCCACGUGGUGCACGCCCUGAAGGCCGAGCGCAAAAUCCUGGGGCUGUAUGACCACGCCGUCCAGACCCCGGAGACCAGGACAGAUCCAGAUCCAGGGACAGAUCCAGACCCAGAGAGCCUGAUGAGCACCUUGUCGGCGGCUGCUCCCGGGAUGGUGAAGCAGGCCAUCCAGGUCAUAAAGUCCAUCAGCAGCCUGCAGCAGCAGGCCGAGGGCCUCUGCCAGGUCCUCAGCUCCGAGCCCAGCCCGGCCUCCGCCCAGAUCCACAGGGAGGUGUUCGGCCAAUCAGACGCCCCCGCCGCAGCCACCAGGAGCAGGCGGCCAAUCAAGAGAGCCGUGGAGGAGGCGGCGGCCGCGGAGGGAUACAAGAAAGCCGCUCCGGAGAGGAGGGGCUGCACCUGAUCGUGUCCUCACCGGAGGCUGUUUUUCCAGAUGAAGACGCUUUAAAUGGAUUUUGUUUUGGACGUGAGUCCAUAAUCUGUUUAGAUUCUGCAGAAUCCACGACGUUCAGCCAGAGAGAGCCUCAGAAAAGCCAAACUCAAGACCCAGUGAGGGAAAUCUGAGGAUUUACUCCUGGUUUUAAGUCUUUUGGAGGACAGGUUUCCACUGAAACCGUCUCAGUCUUGUGGAUGUAAAAAAAAGUUAUUAUUGUAAUAUCGUUUUGUGAUUCAUAUCUGUACCCCCACACGUUUAGUUUGUUCUUCCUCUCGGCUGGAAGUUAACUACUGUUGUACUCUAAUAAAAGACAUAAAGGUAUAAGUAAGUUUGUGCAUUCCUUCUGGUUACAUCCACCCCAGUGAGAGGAAUUUUAUCAUUUUACACUAAACAUUUGU